CAUUUCCUCACUGAUCACUCCACAGGCCUGUAUCGAUCAUCUCCGCCAUAGGGCUGAGGUUAUGAUUCAUUUUUCAUCACUACAUUUUCAAUAGCGGUGUGUUGCCGGAGUUGAGAGGGCGAGAGAGAGAGCGAGAGAGAGAGAGAGAGAGAGAGAGAGAGAGAGAGGGGGAGAGAUGAGAGGACGCGCAUCAUCAGAUGUUUAGCAGAUCCUCUCCUCGCCAUCAUUUCUGCUGCGCGCUUCUUGGUCUUCUUCCUCCCCUCCGUCGGCCGGGCUCCUGACAUUUUUGCCGCUCUCGAUGUUGUAAUCCGGGGGAAUAUGUGAAGAUCAUGCUGGCGGUGUGGUGCUUCAUGGUCUUUGCUGCAGUGGGCGAGAGGCUUGCGGUCUCAGGUGUGGACAGGAACCCGGUGCAGGAUGGAGGCAUCUGGGACUGGUUUACCCUCAUGGGGCAGCCGGACAGCGGGGACACUGCCACCAAGGUCACCUAUCCAAAGCGGCUGGUGCAGCAGAUCAAGUCGGAGGAGGAAAUGGCUCAUGACUACUUGGAUACCAGGGUGAAGAACAGCACCGAGAAUACCUUGCCUGUUCACUUGGCCCAGAGCUGUUUUCAAGUGGAAGCCUUUGGACACACCUUCAUCCUGGACCUGGAGCUGAAUCAUCACCUCCUGUCCUCAGAAUAUGUGGAACGGCACUUUAACCAGGAUGGCAGACCCUCACAGUCAGUGGGAGGGGAGCACUGCUACUACCAGGGGAGGUUACGAGGUUUACCAGACUCCUGGGCAGCUCUCUCCACCUGCCACGGCCUGUGCGGCAUGUUCUCUGACGGCUUCUUCUCUUAUGGGAUUGAGCCCCUUCACAAUGGGAGCAAUCAGGACAAUGGUGCUCACUUGAUCCGCAGGAUGCCUGACAUCAGACUUUCCUCGCACUGCCCAGACUGUACAGAGGACAGUGAGUGGGAUAGCAGAGGAGGUGAUGGUGAUGACGACAGACCGGACCCAGUGAGUGAGCAGCAGGUGUCUGGGGGCCUGAGGCGAUCCAAGAGAUAUGUUCGCAAGCCCUCUGUGCAGACUGAGACCAAAUAUAUUGAGUUGAUGGUGGUCAACGACAACGAAAUGUUUGUACAGCUGCGUCGAUCUAGCAGCCAAACCAAGAACUUUGCCAAAGCAGUGGUCAACAUGGCGGAUGCGAUCUACAAGGAACAGUUAAACACGAGGAUCGUGCUGGUUGCCAUGGAGACAUGGAGCUCUAAAAACAUGAUGCCAGUGGUGGAAGAUCCAUUAAUAACACUGCAGAACUUUAUGAAGUACAGAAAGGACAACAUCAAAGACCAAAGUGACGUUGUCCAUCUUUUCUCAGGGCGUACAUUUCACAGUAGCCGCAGUGGGACGGCCUACACGGGAGGGGUGUGUUCUCUAACAAGGGGAGGAGGCAUCAAUGAGUAUGGGAAUGUAGGAGCGAUGGCCGUCACUUUGUGCCAGAGUCUCGGCCAGAACAUCGGCAUGAGGUGGAACAACAUACGCAACUCUGCAGGAGACUGCAGGUGUCCAGACGCCUGGCUGGGCUGCAUCAUGGAAGACACGGGAUACUAUCUGCCCAGAAAGUUUUCUCGCUGCAGUGUUGAUGAGUACAUCCAGUUCUUGCUCCAGGGGGGCGGGAGCUGCCUCUUCAACAAGCCAAACAAGCUGUUGGACCCUCCAGAGUGUGGGAAUGGCUUUGUGGAGCCAGGGGAAGAGUGUGAUUGUGGAUCCCAGGUGGAGUGCGCCCGUAGUGGAGGAGCCUGCUGUAAAAAGUGCACGCUUACCCAUGAUGCCAUGUGCAGUAAUGGACUCUGCUGCAGUACAUGCAAGUAUGAGUUGAGAGGCGUGGUAUGUCGAGAGGCUGUGAACGACUGUGAUAUCCCAGAGACCUGCACCGGAGACUCCAGCCAGUGUCCUCAUAAUGUGCACAAACUGGAUGGCUACAUGUGUGAUAUUAGUCAGGGCCGCUGUUAUGGUGGGCGAUGCAGGACUCGUGAUGGACAGUGUCGGGGACUCUGGGGUUACAAUUCAGCGGACAGGUUUUGUUAUGAGAAGCUGAACGCUGAGGGGACAGAGAAAGGCAACUGUGGUCCGGGUCCUGAAGGCCAGGGCUGGCUGCAAUGCAACAAGCCGGACGUCUUAUGCGGCUUCCUUUUCUGUGCCAACGUGACGAUGAAGCCAAAGUUCGGAGACCUGCAGGGUGAAGUGACCAGCUUCACCCUCUACCACCAGAACAAGUACCUCGACUGCAGAGGUGGACAUGCUCUGCUGGAGGACGGCUCAGACCUGGGCUAUGUGGAGGACGGCACUCCUUGUGGUCCAAACAUGAUGUGUUUGGAGCGACGCUGCCUCCCUGUGGCCGCGUUCAACCUCAGCAGCUGUUCAGGAUCCAACAAUGGCCGUAUCUGCUCUGACCAUGGGACCUGCAGUAAUGAGGUGAAGUGUAUCUGUGACAGAGACUACACAGGAAAGGACUGCAGCGUCUUUGAUCCCAUCCCUGAGCCAACAGUCCCAACGGGCCCAGAGAAGAAAGGUCCCAGUGGCACCAAUAUCAUAAUAGGGUCCAUCGCAGGUGCUAUUCUCCUGGCAGCUAUAGUCCUAGGGGGAACAGGAUGGGGAUUUAAGAACAUUCGGCGAGGAAGAUCUGGUGGAGGAUAAGAUAUCUGUCUGUCUUUCUGUCUCUGUCCUGUCUACUCCUGUCUUCCUCCUCGCACUGUGUCGUUUCCACAUCAGAGAAGAGGGGAACAGAAAAAAAAGAAAGUCUUCCACUACCUGUCCCACAAUUUCUCCAAAUCUCUUCCGAUUAUUUUCUCCUCCACGCCCAUUGUCUGCUCCUUUCGUCUGUCCUCCUACCUGGCUCCGUCCUCCUCUGGGCCUUUGGAGCGCCUCUCACCAAACCAGCCAAAUCAUACUCGUCUGGCUGCUUCCAGCAGGCCGCUGAGGAGUGUCCAGGACACGUCUAGAGUGAGCAGGUGGUCUUCCUCCGGUCCGGUGGCUCUAAGAAUGUGAUUUGGUGUCUGUGAACCUCCUUUCUCACAUCUUGAACAGUCUGAUGAAGAACAUAUCAACGGUGGACCAAUUUAAUAUGAGACAUGUCUUUCCAAUGCCUGCCUGCCUGCAUACAAACUAAACUGGCCACGAAGUGACUCCACAGUUGAAAGUUGGACUAAAGCACAAACUGGCCAUCUUAUAUACUGAAAUAAUGUAACAGGAGCUGAAUAGUUUCCUUUUUUCUUAAAGGAGAAGAAUCAGAGGCACAGUUCCUCCAAGGCCAGGCCUUGACAUCUUAAAGUGGACAAUUAUCUGUUUUAAUCUACAAAUUCUGGGGACAUGGAUAACCGAAAAGAAACUGUACGUCGGUAACAACCGACUGUUGUUAGCAUGUUUUCCAAAGAGAGUCUGAGGAAGGACUGAUGAUCGUACAAAAUGAUGGCUCAAAAAAACAAGUCAGCCAUCAGCCAGAGCAAAGACUGAUAACUGAGUUUAUGUUCAUUGUUAUAUGUUCUUUUAAUCCCCCACCCCCCACCCACAAGUUUUCAGGUACAAAAAGGGAGGUGUUAUGGUUUUGGGAUCAUUUUAAAGGGAUAGUUUGGUUGUUUGAGGUACUUAUCUAUAGUCAGUGUAUUGCCUACAGUAGAUGGCAGGCGGUAUGCCCCCCGUUUGGAGAAACAGGCAGGAGAAUACAGCAGAGAAGCUAUGUGAUGCACAACUCAGGACCAAGGCAGCAGGAAACUAAUCAGUAUGCUAAAUUUAGAAUAUUUUCACUGCUUUACUUUGCAGUUAGACAGACCUGUUUAAGUUUACACGGGGGAAUCUGAAACUUAUUAUUUUCUCUUCAAAGCCACCAGAUUCCUUUGACAAAACAGUAUUUUUACCUUGAUGACCUUUAGUUAACAACUUCAGUUCCCCGAUGGAAAGGCCUGUCUGACGGCAAGAUAAAGCUGUAAAAAUAUUCUAAAUCUAAUCAUCUCUUAAACUGAUAUUGUUUUAUGAGGGCCCGAGCAGGCAACGACCUGCGAGGUCCCUAUUGUAUUUCAAAUGAUUAUUCUUUUUCUUUUUAUUAUUAUUUUUAUUUUUCUCAUACCCAAAUGAUUGCAUUUUUCACUGCCCGAACAUACCCCAAAACUCAUGAAACUUUAAAUAUAAGUCACACCUGGCGAAAAAUUUUAUAAUCUAUUGUCAUCCUGAAUUUCCACCACUAGGUGGCGCUAUAAUAAUUAAAAUAUGUUUUGCUGCUGCCCCUGUCCAAAGCAGUUAGCUUCUGUGUCCGUACCCCUGCUUGCUUCUCCAAACUGGGGAAUGCUGACCGCCAUCUACUGUAGUAAUAUACUGACUAUAGAUAAGUACAUCAUACAACUCCACUUCAAAAAAAAUCUAAACUAUCCCUUAAACCACUGAACUUCGAAGCAGCAGAGACCAUAACUUAGUGUUUUCAACCACAGACUGACCAACAUACAUUCCAUGAUAUGUGUCUGUGCGCGUGCUCACCACUUUCAGGCCCAAAGUUUGUACGCUUAGGAGGUUUAAUCUGUGUGUCUGUUCUCGGGUGAAUGUACGCAUGUAAGAGAUUUUUAAAAGAAGAAAGAAUGUAUGUGUGUUUACAUUAGUGUUAGGGGCAGUUGUGUCAAUGUACACCUUAACACUCCUCCUAUCACAGGUAGAUAGGAAGGUUUUUACCUCUAGAAUAUCAUCUCUUUCUACAAACUGUUGUGCGCUGCAGCCAUGGCACCACAAAGGCAGCGCGUUAAUAAGGAUUUCAACAGUUUAUAUGUCAUGUAUCUACAGAAAAACAAGCACUAGCCAACUGUAUGCACACCUAUUUGUAAAUAUGUGCAAGAUAUAUGGAAUGUUAAAUGCACUGUAUGAAGAUUUAUUUAAUAGCUAUGUUAAAAUAAUGAGUUGUAUCUGCUUCAACAUUAUAGCCGUCAGUCUUUUUGACAGGACCUGCAUCUGCAAAUCUCUCCUGUAGUCAACACUGUCCAUGCAUCUUUAAAUGUGGCGUAACAGCGAAACUAGCUCACGUCUCUCCUAUCAUUCCAGCUAUCACUUAAAUGUCAUGAAUCUUUUGUACAUUUGAUGAUAGUCCAGAGCCCUGGGUGACCGCCUCAGCCCGGAGGCUUUGUUACGAUCCCCGCUGUAAAUGAGAUUAAAGACAUCUAGUCGGGGGUCCAGGAGGCAGCUUGUCUGAAACUGUAUGUGUAUGAGGUCAGUUUGGUUCAUUUGAGCUUUGCACUAUGGCAGAUGCACUAUUGUUAUUAUUACAAUAUGUACAGAGUUGGUAUCAAAUACAAUCUGUUUGAUUAUAAAGUUUAGGGGGGGG
Centropristis striata (black sea bass) is the source of this 5337-nucleotide messenger RNA. Its product is annotated as disintegrin and metalloproteinase domain-containing protein 11-like. Gene Ontology annotation, molecular function: metalloendopeptidase activity. Gene Ontology annotation, biological process: proteolysis. NCBI's taxonomy places the organism in Eukaryota, Metazoa, Chordata, Actinopteri, Perciformes, Serranidae. Bases 330 to 2675 code for a protein of 781 amino acids. The transcript has 26 exons. The record is from RefSeq and is a predicted model, not a curated record.